Messenger RNA from Merops nubicus (carmine bee-eater), 1136 nucleotides. Its product is annotated as receptor-type tyrosine-protein phosphatase R-like. The annotation marks the transcript as partial. Lineage: Eukaryota; Metazoa; Chordata; Aves; Coraciiformes; Meropidae. The record is from RefSeq and is a predicted model, not a curated record. Gene Ontology annotation, biological process: protein dephosphorylation. Gene Ontology annotation, molecular function: protein tyrosine phosphatase activity. The transcript has 6 exons.
GCUGCUUUUCUGGAGACAGUGACCACUUUUUGGCAAUUCAUCAGCGAAAGAGUGGAAAACCUGUGUUUAUUUAUCACCACGUGCAGAGUGUGGAGAAAAGUCUGGAUACAGACAGUUAUAAGAAUUCCAAACAAAAUUUCCAUUCUGCUUCCCACACCAGGAUAAGCAAGUUGCACCCUGCAAUAAUUGUUAAAUCAACCUUCCCCAGAUCUGCCUACAAUCCAUCCCUCAACCUUUUAGUUAUGACUGGUCAAGAUUUGGAGGUGGAAAAUCUUCCAAUUCCUGCAACAAAUGUGAUUGUUGUGACACUGCAAAUGGAUGUAAACAAGCUGAAUAUCACAUUGCUUCGGAUAUUUCGCCAAGGUGUGGCAGCAGCACUGGGACUGUUACCUCAGCAAGUUCAUAUCAACAGACUCAUUGGGAAGAAGAACUGUGUGGAACUGUUUGUGUCCCCACUGAACAGAAAGCCAGGAAUUUCUGAGGCGCUCCCAUCUGAAGAAGUGCUGCGUUCCCUUAAUAUCAACAUUUUGCAUCAGAGUUUAUCCCAGUUUGGAAUAACAGAAGUCUCCCCUGAGAAAAAUGUUUUGCAAGGCCAGCAUGAAGCAGACAAAAUCUGGAGCAAAGAAGGAUUUUAUGCGGUCGUCAUAUUUCUCAGCAUCUUUGUCAUUCUAGUAACCUGUUUAAUGGUUCUCUACAGAUUAAAGGAGAAGAUCCAGUUGUCACUGAGACAAGAGAAGGAGAAGAAGCAGGAGAUCCACCUCUCACCCCUUCCUCUGCAGACGUCUCAGUCCGAGUAUAAGACCACCAACAGCAUGGUCCAGACUGAACAGGCUCCAAAGAUUGUCAAUGUUGUAGUGGACCCUCAAGGCCAGUGUGUUCCUGAGCUCAAACCUCCCCUGUGUGUCAGUCCAUCUCCUUUCAGAAUGAAACCUGUGGGGCUCCAGGAAAGACGAGGAUCCAAUGUCUCACUGACUUUGGAUAUGAGCAGUCUGGGAAGUGUUGAACCUUUCGUCGCUGUGCCAACCCCACGAGAAAAAGUAGCGAUGGAAUAUCUACAGUCAGCUGGCCGAGUCCUGACACGGCAGCAGCUUCGAGAUGCAGUUGCAUGUUCUCAUUUACUUCAAACUGAAUUCAUG